Molecule: messenger RNA, 3770 nt
Organism: Paraphaeosphaeria sporulosa
Lineage: Eukaryota; Fungi; Ascomycota; Dothideomycetes; Pleosporales; Didymosphaeriaceae
Exons: 2
Coding region: 489-3458 (989 amino acids)
Source: RefSeq, a predicted model, not a curated record
GCUCAAAGGCCUCGAAGUGCCGCUGUCCCCGCUUGCUGAUUGGCGAAUAUGCAUUCAGAUUCGACGACUGGGUAUGUGCAUGGAUGGGGGUUUCACUUCGACUCUACUUCCAAGUUUGUUGUUUACCGCGGAACCAACCUCAUGAGAGCUCCACCUUGGCUAGCUGCCUGCAGAGUCGCAAUCGUACCGGCCCAGGACAAGACGGUCUGAGGCCAUUUUAAACACCUGGGCGCCUCCAUGGGCAGAACCAUCUAGUCUAUCCUGUCGGAGCGACACCGUGAAGCUGUUGUGCCUUCCCUAUUCUUCCGCCCCAGCCUUCACAUCCCGUUUCGUGGCUUCCUAGGCAUAAUCUCGGGUGAGUGCAUCGAUUGCACUUCCCCGCCUUCGUGCAGCAUCUCUAGGCCUGCCCACCACGCGUCCGAUGUCUGCUUUUUGAGCUUCCCAGGGCCCUGUUGCUCCUCCAACACCUUCGCUCCGCGUUACACGACAUGGGAAACGCACAGAGCCAUGGCGAGCCGCAUCACAGGCUGGUGAAGCCGAAGACAAAUAGGAACUCGCCUUCCGCCGUUCUAGAGAAUGAGCACACCGUGGAUUCGCCUGCCUCUCUUUCCUCCAGAUACGCCAACCUAAGCGCGCGCGACCGGCAGCAGAUUAAGUCGCAGUUGCUGUCUCCAGUACAGACCGACUUCGAGCAUCGGGGGUCCUUCGACGAAGAACGGAGCAUGGAAGAGCUGGACGUGCAGAGGCGACUUUCCUCCCGAACAAAUUCGCUAUCAUGCUUUAGGAAUAAAGCAGGAUCUACUGCAAGGCUCUCCAGCUUGCCUACGUCGAAGGUCUCCCUGGUGCAGAGCAGCCAGACUGUGGAUAUAGAGACGGCGAUUUCGAUUCUUCAGGAAGUCCAGAAGAAUGCAACACCAGAAGACAUCGCAGCACUACGGCUAGCACUGGCUCCAUAUGAUCCCAGCCCCUCUCCUCGCUCUGCAAGCGUUGAGCCAGGCAUCAGCCGCCGCACUUCAGUCGUGAACCGAUCUACCUCUUCCCUUACCCGGCGGCGUUCCCUUCUUGCGACACCGGGCCUCGCGACUCGCAACUCGCCAAUCGAGAGCAACAGGCGAACAUGGAAUUCUUGGAGAACACCGAAGCUGGACGUACAAGAGGAGGCGAAAUGGCAACGACAUAAUAUGGUGGAAAACUCUCCGCUGGCACGCGUGGCUGCGUUGGGCCUGGCUGAUGAAGGGCGAGCGUCCCCCGAACCGCGAGCUCAGACGCCUUCUGACAUGGAGUAUUCACAUAUCGGAACUCUGAAACUUGGAUCCUUGAAGAUCGCGAACGGGGAACCGUCGCCGGCUGCUAGUGCAAAGCUGAACUGGCACGCAUCGCAGAUAUCACAUGGAGAAGACUACUUUUCGGACGCUCUGGACAGCCCGAUCAUGAUGAAGUCUACCAGAAAGCGUCGUCAUGUUAGAAGCAAGUCCGCGCUACAACCUCCAACCCCUCCACUAUUCCGUGGCGUGCGCGUAUCGAGCGAUAGUCGUAAGGCGAAGACCACGUCACGAUAUGUUGUGUCGCCAAAACCCGAACCCUCUAAACAGUUGCGACAACAACCUGAAUCGUAUCCCUCGCACUAUGAGGGCCUAGAUGAGGAACCAGAGCCUCUUAGGAGGCUUCGUGUGAUGAACAAGAGCCAAGAUACCCUUGCCACGAUGCUAUCACAACCUGACAUUUGUGACGAACCGCCGGAACUUCCUCAAACGGUUCCCUUCGAAAAUUACGAUGAGGGCUUCUUUGCUUCAGAUGAGGACGUAAAUCCUCGAGAGGCAGCCUUACAGAUAUUGGAUGGCACUAUGUUCAGCGAGCCGGUCGAGGCCCGUAGCCUGCAGGAACAGAUCGUUCCCUACACAACUUCAACGCCUAAAGGCCUGCGGAAAGUCAAAUCGCGUCCGCCACCGACGAAGGCUGAUUCAGGUUAUUCAUCUGGUGGAAGUUUCGAUGCCAAGCAUCCUGAAGCUUCGAAGCAGGGUGCGAUCCCAACAGUUUCUAGAAAGCCUUCAAUGGCGACUGACUCGCGUCAAAAUGAGGACAGAACUGCUCAGGGUGACCCUCCCAACGUACAAGCAUUCGAGCCAUACCCAGAAGCUCCAAUCUCCCAUGAGUCCCUGAUGUCCGACCCAACAGACGAGUACAUUAUGCCGGCCAAACCACGCCGAUAUCAAUCACAGGAGAACGUGAAGCAUGAUCCUCUCCCGCUGGAUUGGAACAUCAAUGAUCUUUCGCUAGGCACGAAAGCACCCAAGCCGCCUUCGACCCCAACGUCUUUCAUCUCACAAUUUUCUAUGGACAGUAAUGCUUCGGGCCAGCGGCGACUGCAGAAGAGGAAUUCUUCAUUCCUGGAGCGUCCCGUUGUUCAGUCGUGCGAUCCCAUACCGGAAGGAUCGAUUCCGGGUAUACCCAUGGAUAUCAGGAAGCAGUUCGUCAGGCGUCUGUCCGAAGCGCCGGGAAUGGAAUGCCUGACGCACACAUACCCCACAAAGAAUCACGUUACUCUCGAUGAGCCUGACCUCGAGCCGAAACUACCUUAUCUUGAGCCUAUCAAGUUUCCUUCUCCCCCCGCAACACCGGAGCCUGAAACUCGUGGCAGACAGCACGAGCGUUCCGGGAAGGAACGUUCGUCAUCUCUUCACCGGCUUCGACGUAGCCUCUCCCUCUUCCGACGGAAGACGAAGGAAAACAAGGAGGAGGAACAGCCACCGGUACCAGGUGUGCCCAUAGUCCUCGACUUGGGAUCCACCGCUGCCUCGCUGGGUCGUUCUCCUUAUGACGUUGCCCUAGCCACAGCUCACCAAAAGAGGACAUCAUCACCGGCGCAUCCUCAUCAACUAGGCAAUGCGAUGCCGCGAGCGAAGACCAUGGGACACAUGGAUGCCGAGACGGCCGCAAAACUUGCUCGUCUCCGUAGCAAAGAUCGCGCAUCCAUGCGACCGCAGAUGCCUCCUAGACCGAGGAGCUACUACAGCGAGAAAGAGGCAACGAGCGAGACUGAUCUAUAUCGACGACACAGCUAUUACGGCCAUGCACCUCCGAUGCCCACAAUCCCAAGCAUUGGAGAGCUCCAUGCCGUCAGCCGUGAGUGUGAGCAGAAGGCCCUGAUCCAGUCUGGAGUUCCCCAAGUCCAGCAAGUGUCUCAGGUCCCGCACCCCAUCGAAGCGAACUCAGGUCGUAAAAUCCGCGCCAAAAGUACUGGUCGCGGUCGCGUAGUCUCUCCUUUAAUCGAGAAGUACGAGAAGCAAGUGUCAAGCAACCAGCGACCCAGCCUCGCCGACCAACGGUCACGGUCUUCCACAGUAAGCAACGACGGCACAUACUGCGACGCCCUGCGCGAGAGUCAUGUCUACAGCUCAGGCAGCGAUGCCGUACCCCGGCGCUUCAAGAAGAUGAUCGAACACCCCGAUUGGGGCUGAUCGUAUAUCUAACAUACAUUCAUUGUCCACGAUGCACCAUUCCGUGUGGACUUUUCCAUUUUUCGUCGCAAUUGUUUUGACGCAAUAUACCAUCUGCGCGAUGCCGCAUGCCAAUGUCUGGUUUUUCUUAAUAUGUUCGUCGGGCAUUUCAGCUGGAUUGGGUGCAUUAGGGUCUAAGGCUUGGGCAUAUGGAUUAUAUAUAUGAGAGGAUCUGGUAUUCUAUAGGGAUGAUCGGGAAUGGGAUAGCCGUGACUACGCCUAUUGGAAUGGCAAUGCAAAGGCGCGGGAUACGUACAUAUGGGAAUACAUGGG